This is a messenger RNA of Suhomyces tanzawaensis NRRL Y-17324, 735 nucleotides long. RefSeq lists its product as uncharacterized. NCBI's taxonomy places the organism in Eukaryota, Fungi, Ascomycota, Pichiomycetes, Serinales, Debaryomycetaceae. Bases 1 to 735 code for a protein of 244 amino acids. Gene Ontology annotation, cellular component: intracellular anatomical structure. The record is from RefSeq and is a predicted model, not a curated record. Gene Ontology annotation, molecular function: pyridoxal phosphate binding. The transcript has a single exon.
AUGUCCAAUUUCCCUCAAGUAUCGGAGGCUCGCCAGAAGAGUUUGCAGCAGUCAUAUGAAGCUGUGUUGAGCCAGGUAAAUCUGAUUUCGAGCACUCCUGUUAGACUUGUUGCAGUCUCCAAGCUCAAGCCGGCCUCGGAUAUCAUGGCGUUAUACAACGUUGGAGUUCGUCAUUUUGGAGAAAAUUACGUCCAGGAAUUGAUCACUAAGGCUCAAGAGUUGCCCAAGGAUAUUAACUGGCAUUUCAUUGGUGGUUUACAGUCGGGCAAGUGUAAAGACUUGGCCAGAGACAUAGAGCACUUGUACGCUGUGGAAACCAUCGACUCAUUUAAAAAGUGCAAAAAGUUGGAUACCAGUCGAACCAGUCAUGGUGGGUCGGAAAUCAACAUUUACUUACAGAUAAAUACAUCUGGGGAAGAACAAAAGUCCGGUUUCGCCUUGGACGAUCCAGAGUUGGACCAGACUGUGGAGUACUUGAAGUCAGAAGAGUGUAAGAGCUUGAAGCUCAAGGGUUUGAUGACUAUAGGCUCUUUCACUGAAUCCACUUCUGAAGGAGACGAAAAUCUCGAUUUCAAAAAGUUGGUGGAAUUGAAGCAAAGGCUUCAAGGAACGCAUGGUGUCGAGUUGGAGCUUAGUAUGGGCAUGAGUAGCGACUUUAUACAGGCUAUCAAGCAAGGAAGUUCGAGUGUUAGAGUGGGUACUGCCAUUUUUGGGGAGAGACCACCAAGGAACUGA